Penicillium argentinense is the source of this 1041-nucleotide messenger RNA. RefSeq names its product xenobiotic compound monooxygenase DszA family. The record is from RefSeq and is a predicted model, not a curated record. Gene Ontology annotation, molecular function: oxidoreductase activity, acting on paired donors, with incorporation or reduction of molecular oxygen. NCBI's taxonomy places the organism in Eukaryota, Fungi, Ascomycota, Eurotiomycetes, Eurotiales, Aspergillaceae. The transcript is spliced from 4 exons. The coding region runs from base 1 to 1041 and encodes 346 amino acids.
AUGUUCAUCGCCGAUACACUCGGCCGCUAUAAUGUAUACAAGGGCCCGGCCAUUGUUGUCCCAUCACUUUCUUCGGGCGCGCAAUUCCCCGUGAACGAUCUGCUAUAUCUGAUUCCUGCCUUGGCUGCAGUCACAAAGAAUCUCAUUUUCGGAGUCACCGCCAGCGUGACUGCUGCGAGGAACCAUGGACUGACGGAGCAAAUACCGCAAGAUGAACGAUAUGCGAUUGCACAUGAGUAUCUGGAAGUGCUGUAUAAGCUCUGGGAAGGGAGCUUCCGAGACGGCGCCGUGCUCGCUGAUCAGGAAAAUACUUCGAUGUUUCCGGUCCGCACUUCUGUGAGCCUUCUCCACAGCGCACUCCCUUUCUGUUUCAGGCAGGUGUCUCCGAGACGGGGAACGCGUUUGGAGGGAAGCAUGGCGAGGCCAUCUUCAGCGGGGGACCAAGCUCCUGAAGCGACUCGUGGGACUGUCGACAAUAUUCGAAACAUUGCGAAGCGAGAAGGUCGUGAUCCUAGCAAUAUCAAAGUCAUUGUGGGCAUUAAUGUGCUUGUCGCGGCAACGGAUGAGGACGCAAAGGCUAAAAGAGAGGGGUACAUUCAUUUCGCAGAUGAUGAAGGUGCCCUCGCGCUAUUUGGUGGAUGGCUCGGAGUUGACUGUCCACGUAACUCGACAACGAGCACGGAGAACCUUCCCUGGACCAAACAGAGAAUCGUCGAAUACAUCAGCGUCGGCGGGCUUCAGGCUAAACUAAUCGGCAGUCCAACGACAGUUGCCGAAGAACUGGAGCCAUGGGUCGACAUUUCCGGGGUGGAUGGAUUUAAUCUUGCACACAGUACGAACCCGGGGACGUUUGAGGAUAUCAUUGAGUUCCUUUUGCCAGAGCUCCGACGUCGGGGCUUGUUUCGGGCGAAGGUUGAGAAAGAGGGUGCGACAGCGCGAGAGAUGUGUAUUGUAUCGCGGCGACUGCCCGACGAUUAUCCGGGAAGCCAGUUCAAACGGCGCGCCGGUGAGGAAGUUCCUCAAUAUCAGCGAAACGAAUAA